This is a messenger RNA of Anoplopoma fimbria (sablefish), 2175 nucleotides long. It is a transcript of the gene vipr1b, whose product is annotated as vasoactive intestinal peptide receptor 1b. Lineage: Eukaryota; Metazoa; Chordata; Actinopteri; Perciformes; Anoplopomatidae. Gene Ontology annotation, biological process: cell surface receptor signaling pathway; adenylate cyclase-modulating G protein-coupled receptor signaling pathway. Gene Ontology annotation, molecular function: vasoactive intestinal polypeptide receptor activity; G protein-coupled peptide receptor activity; peptide hormone binding. The record is from RefSeq and is a predicted model, not a curated record. Gene Ontology annotation, cellular component: plasma membrane. The transcript has 13 exons. The coding region runs from base 233 to 1564 and encodes 443 amino acids.
CGGAGAGGUGGAGGAUUGGCUCAGUCAGUCAAACAGAUGCAGCUCUCCUGCUGGAGGAGCGCACAGAGAGAGAAGCGCAGUCCGAUGGAGCGGCAGCAGCGGUUUAUCCCACACUAAUGAACACACGUAAACACAGCGUUGCUUUCUUCACACGCACUUUAACGUGUUCAAAUAGGAGUUUUGUACACACCGAGGAGCCUUUAAUAAGAAAACUAUCAAACUAAAAGACAAUAUGGAUGCCCCACUGCUGUUCUUUCUGUUGCUGUUUUACGGACAUUUGCCAAAAGUUUUAUCGGUUCAGAUGUGUGACGUGGUGAACGAGAUCGAGCUGGAGAGAGAGCGCUGUGAGAAUACCUUCUUUGGGAACGUCUCUUCAGGUUGCCAAGGCAUGUGGGAUAUCAUCGCCUGUUGGCCUUCAGCCAGCGUCGGAGAGAUUGUUACAAUAACUUGCCCCACUUACUUCAGUCACUUCAGCGACGAGCACAAAGGUAACCUCUCCAAAACCUGCACAGUAGACGGCUGGACUGAGAUGCAUCCCAUUGACAUUGCCACAAACUGUGGAUACAAUCUCAACGGCACCAGCGAUGAUGGCAAGUUUUUCUGGCAAGUGAAGAUUGGCUACACCAUCGGCCACAGUGUUUCCCUCAUAUCUCUGACCACAGCUAUCGUGAUCCUCUGCAUCUUCAGGAAGCUCCACUGCACAAGGAACUACAUCCACAUGCAUCUGUUUGUGUCAUUCAUCCUGAAGGCCAUCGCUGUGUUCAUUAAGGACGUCGUCCUCUACGAGGUCGGGGAGGUGGACAACUGCUCCUCAGGCUCUGUUGGCUGCAAAGUAGUGAUUGUGUUCUUCCAGUACUGUAUAAUGGCCAGUUUCUUCUGGCUGCUGGUGGAAGGCCUUUAUCUUCACACAUUGCUGGCGGUCUCUUUCUUCUCCGAGAGGAAGUACUUCUGGGCUUACAUUCUGAUCGGCUGGGGCGGUCCGACAAUCUUCAUCACAGCUUGGAGCAUCACUAAAGCCUACUAUAAUGAUGUGGGGUGCUGGGAUAUAAUCGAGAACACUGAUGUGUUCUGGUGGAUCAUUAAAACUCCAAUUUUGGCAUCAAUCCUGAUGAACUUCAUUCUAUUCAUCUGCAUCAUACGAAUACUUCGCCAGAAAAUCAACUGCCCGGAUAUUGGAAGAAAUGAGUCCAACCAGUACUCGAGGCUGGCGAAGUCAACGCUGCUUUUGAUUCCUCUGUUUGGGAUCAAUUUUAUCGUGUUUGCAUUCAUCCCAGAGCAAGUGAAGACUGAGCUACGACUUGUUUUUGACUUGAUUCUGGGGUCGUUUCAGGGCUUUGUGGUGGCAGUCCUUUACUGCUUCCUCAACGGAGAGGUCCAAGGAGAGAUCAAGAGGAAGUGGCGAAGGUGGCACCUGCAGAGAUACAUGGGCUCGGACACCAAAUAUCAACAUCCCUCUAUUGGCAACAGCAACAACUUCAGCACCCAGAUCACCAUGUUGACACGAUGCAGCCCGAAAACACGCCGGACUUCAUCCUCCUGCCACGACGACCUGUCUAGCAUGUGACUCACACAAACAGUGAUACAGACAUACACGCUGUACAAAAUACCCUCAUGUCAAACAUUAGGGAGAAAAAGAAAUACGCACUGCCUCAUUAGCAGAUGCACCCUUGGAUGAUGUGUUGCUUGAGUGACGUGGACAAGGGAAAGUGAUGAGAAGAAAAUAGUGUGACAGCUUCUAAGCAGCUAUUUAUCCUCACGCUUCUUAAAAAUAUUAGGUAUGAGUGACAAAGAUACAAGCGCAUUGCUUCACAAGCACAGCUUUUGCACAUUUGAAUGAGAACCAUUCACUUAUUUGUGUGUCAAGAUUCAUGCACAUGUACAGCCAAAUUUGCGCGUCAAAUCAUUAUGGAUCAUUUGGUCAAUCGUUGUUAAGUUCAUUCAGACACCAGGCAAUGCAAAAUGUCACACAUUAAUAGGGUUAGGUGAUCCUAAUGUGAACUGCACCAGCAUCCUGCAAUCUGAUGUAAUUAUGCGUUGAUUAAAAAACACUUAGUGGAUUCCUGCAGCAACAAAUGAACAAGGCUUGUGUGAAGACACAGCCAUUAGGAGAAAAGGAGUUGAUGUUUUUUUUAACAGGAAAUCACAUUAUUUAUAUUGUUAGUGGGUGCAGCUAAA